Messenger RNA from Arachis duranensis, 3747 nucleotides. RefSeq lists its product as uncharacterized. The coding region runs from base 1 to 3747 and encodes 1248 amino acids. The transcript is spliced from 8 exons. Gene Ontology annotation, biological process: DNA repair; telomere maintenance. The record is from RefSeq and is a predicted model, not a curated record. Lineage: Eukaryota; Viridiplantae; Streptophyta; Magnoliopsida; Fabales; Fabaceae. Gene Ontology annotation, molecular function: DNA helicase activity.
AUGACUGAAGCUAACAUGGUUGGCUAUAAACUUGGUAUAGUAGAAUUUGAAUCUCAACCAAGUGUUACUAACUAUAAACAGAAUAUUAAUCUGAUCAUACAAGGUUCAGAAGAAGCUCUUUGUAACCAUUCAACUAUUGAAAAUCUGACCAACAAUGACAAAGAGCUUCAAUCGAUUAAUGGACAAAAGCCUUCUGCAGUAAAUCGAACACAAGUAUCGAAUGUCACAUUUGAUCCAUCAUUUGAAUUCAAUAAUGGAAGACCUGGGCUUCAACCAGAUCAUGGAAUGAGUUAUUUAUCAAACCCCAAUCUACAGAACUACAAUAUUGAGAGGCAAAAUGAAUCAUAUGCAGAAGAGAAUCAAGGAGAACCAGACCAGCAGCACGAUAUUCAUAAUGACUCAGAACCAAUCCCACACGGUUAUCUAGACCUUGGAGAUCCGAAUUUCAAAUGCCGACAUUGUGGAGCUGAGUUUUGCUCUGGCAACAAAACCAACCAAUGGAAUUUGGAGAUCAUAUCUGAUGUUAUUGAAAUGCUGGAUCAACAUAACGUUCUUGCAAAAAGUUUUCGCAUGGUAAGAGACGUAAUCAGAACUAAUCCACAAACUAAUGUUCGUUUACGUCUUAUUGGGAAAAGGGGCAAAGAUGGAAGGCGAUAUAAUCUACCAUCUGUUGAUGAGGUUGCAGGUUUAGUUGUUGGAGAUUUUGAUUCAAAUACAAAAGAAAGAGAUAUUAUUGUCGAAACAAAAUCUGGCCAACUUCAACGAAUUUCAGAACUCAACCCAUCAUAUUUAGGAUUACAAUAUCCUUUACUAUUCCCUUAUGGUGAAGACGGCUGGAGAGAAAAUAUCCUUUUAAACAAAUUGCCGAAAAAUUCUACACAGGAAAGCUCCUACGUUAGCAUGAGGGAUUUUUUUGCAUUUAGAAUUCAGCAUAGAUCAAGUCGUGAAGGUGUUUUGUUGUAUUCUCGACGACUUUUUCAACAGUUUUUAGUUGAUGCAUUCUCAAUGGUUGAAGCGGCUAGACUUAAAUAUGUAUACUCAAAGCAAAGACAAUUCAGAGCUGAAAUCUAUAAAGGUCUAAAAGAUGCAAUUAUGAACGGUGAAACUGAGGCAUCAUCACUAGGCAAGCGCAUUGUUUUACCUGCAACAUUCACAGGGGGACCACGAUAUAUGAUUCAGAAUUACCAAGAUGCAAUGGCAAUUUGUAGGUCAAUUGGUUAUCCAGAUUUAUUUAUAACAGUAACUUGCAACCCCCAAUGGGAAGAAUUGAAGCGUUAUUGUAAGGAAAAUAAUUUAAAACCUGAAGAUAGACCAGACAUGGUUUGCAGAUUAUUCAAGGCAAAGUUAGACAUACUCAUCAAAGAUAUCCAGAAGAAUAGAAUUUUUGGUACAUCAAGGGCAGUUAUAUAUACUAUUGAGUUUCAGAAGCGUGGAUUACCCCAUGCACACAUACUACUAUUUCUUGCACAAGAGCAUAAAUUCCCUGGUCCUGAUGAUAUAGACAAUAUUAUAUCAGCAGAAAUUCCAGAUCAGACUCUGGAUCCAGAAUACUAUCAGGCAGUUAAGGCUUUUAUGAUGCAUGGACCCUGUGGAAUUGCAAACAAAAAUUCACCUUGCAUGGAGAACGGUGUUUGCACCCGACAUUUUCCUAAAAAAUUCGUAGAGUUUACCACCAUCGAUCAAAAUGGAUAUCCACUUUAUAGACGUCGAAAUGACGGUCAUACCAUUGAGGUUUCAGGUAUUCAUUUGGAUAAUCGGUAUGUUGUGCCACAUAAUAAGUUCUUAUUAAUGAAGUAUGGUGCCCAUAUCAAUGUUGAAUGGUGCAAUCAAUCAAGAUCGAUAAAGUAUCUUUUUAAGUAUGUUAACAAGGGAAGUGAUCGAGUCACAGCUUCUUUUUAUUCAACUUCAACGCUUCCCAAUUCUAAUUCAAUCAUAGAUGAAGUGAAAAUGUAUUAUGAUUGUCGGUAUAUCUCUCCAUGUGAAUCUGCUUGGAGAAUAUUUGCAUUUGAUAUUCACUAUAGAAGACCUUCAGUUGAACGGUUAAGCUUUCACUUGCCCGAUGAACAACCAGUUAUCUUUGAAGAUCAAGACAAUUUGCAAAGAACUGUUGAUAAAGCAACAAUUAAAGAAUCCAUGUUCAUAGCUUGGUUUCAAGCAAACACAGACUAUGAUGCAGCUAGACAAUUAACUUAUAACAAUUUUCCAACUGAAUUUGUUUGGAAACGCAGCCUGAGAAUAUGGGAGCCAAGGAAAACAAACACUGUUAUUGGUAGACUAUUCUUUAUCCCUCCAUCUGCAGGUGAAUUAUACUAUUUAAGAAUGUUACUCAACAUUGUUAAAGGGCCAAGAAGCUAUGAAGAACUUCGGUCUUUCAAUGGUGUUGUUUAUCCUACAUUCAGAGAUGCAUGUUACGCGCGUGGGUUACUUGAUGAUGAUCAAGAAUACAUUGAUGCUAUUGAAGAAGCAAGUCACUGGGAUUCUGAAUAUUAUUUGAAAAAGUUGUUCGCAACUCUUUUGUGGUCAAAUUCAAUGACUCGGCCUGAAGUAGUUUGGCAGAGAUGUUGGACUUUACUUUCAGAUGGGAUACUACAUAGUCAUAUAACUAUGUUCAAUUUACCUGAUUUGGUUUUAUCAGACGAUGAAUUAUCAGAACUUACUCUAAUAGAGAUUGAACAAAUACUUAACAGCAAUGGCAAAACACUUCGAGAAUAUGCAACAAUGCCAUUUCCCAACAUGGAUAACAUCCACAGCAUGAGACGUGGCUCUUUGCAAAACAAAUUAAUAUUAGAUGAACUCCGCUAUGAUCGAGUUAUGUUGGCUGAGCAACACAAGCAAUUUUUAUCACAAAUGACAAUAGAACAAAAAUAUGUAUAUGACCAAAUCCUUCAAGCUGUCAAUUCAGAUUGUGGUAAAGUUUUCUUCUUAUAUGGGUACGGAGGUACAGGAAAGACUUUCGUUUGGAAUACUAUCUCAGCUGCUCUUAGAUCAAAGGGUCAAAUUGUCUUAACAGUUGCUUCAAGUGGAAUAGCUUCACUCUUGCUACCUGGAGGAAGAACAGCUCAUUCCAGGUUUGCAAUCCCCCUAACUCCUGAUGAAUAUUCCACCUGUAAUAUAAAACAAGGAAGCCCACUAGCUGAGUUAAUUUUGGCAACCAAACUUAUUAUUUGGGAUGAAGCACCAAUGAUGAAUAAGUUUUGCUUUGAAGCACUAGAUCGAACUAUGAGAGACUUGCUUCAGCACACAAAUCAUUCAAGUUUACGGUUGCCAUUUGGGGGAAAAACAGUCGUCUUUGGUGGUGAUUUUAGGCAAAUCCUCCCAGUGAUAACAAAGGGAUCUAGACAAGAUAUUGUUAAUGCAUCGAUUAAUUCCUCUUAUCUAUGGCAUGAAUGCAAGUUAUUAACUUUAACUCAGAAUAUGAGAUUAAGGGCUUCAAUAGAAGAUGAAAGCGUCAAAGAACGAAAAGAAUUUGCACAGUGGAUCCUUGAUUUAGGAGAUGGAAAGCUUGCUCAUUCAGAAGAUGGAUACAGCAUGGUCUCUAUACCACCUGAACUCUUAAUUACAAAUUUUGAUGACCCAAUUCAUGCAAUCGUUGAAGCUAUAUAUAGUGACUACCUAAACGAUCCCACAGAGUUCAGGAAUUUGCAUGGCCGUGCUAUUUUGGCUCCAACAAUCAACGUUGUUGAACAGGUUAAUGAUUAUAUGCUAGCUUUAAAUGAAAAUGAAAAAAAAAGUUUAUCUCAGCUCUGA